AUCAAUGCAAAUAAAAAUGAAGUUAAACCUAGAGAAGACAUUUCCUGAAAAUAUCAUUAUUGGGUUAUUUUUCAUAAACGUUGAAUCCUUGAAACAUUUAUUGAUAAGUAAACGGAUUGAAUUAGCAGAAUUAAUUAUGAAAACACAUGCGAGUUUAACAACCGAGAAAAUAGAAAUAUGCUGCGCAGAAUACAAUAGGAUGUAUCUGAAGCUUAUUGAAGUUCCCACUACAGUAGAACAAGUGUUUGAAAUAAGAGAAUGGAUAAAUGACUUGCCAAAUUUAAUUAGUGAUCAAACUGAAAUCUUAAAACGAUUAUUAAAGGAAAUGGAUAUGUUGGAUCCAUUUUUGUGGAUAUUAGAAGAUGAACAAUUAAAAUUAAAAUAUAGCUCUUUAAUUUGGCCUUAUAAGAUUAGCUUAAAAGUAAAAGUCUUUAGAAAAUAUAGCAAUUUAUAUUUUAGAAAAACCUUAUUUAACAUCAAUAGGGCUAAUUGAACCCCAAAUUGCUGAUUUACAAGCUACUAUUGAAAAUAGCAUUCGCUUAGCUAUUAUUCCAAUAAAAGCGUACUGCAAAGAAUAUAAUAUUCACUCACAUUUAUAUA
Molecule: messenger RNA, 600 nt
Organism: Aphis gossypii (cotton aphid)
Lineage: Eukaryota; Metazoa; Arthropoda; Insecta; Hemiptera; Aphididae
Product: dynein axonemal heavy chain 1-like
Exons: 2
Coding region: 5-493 (162 amino acids)
Source: RefSeq, a predicted model, not a curated record